Closterium sp. Naga37s-1 is the source of this 1026-nucleotide messenger RNA. NCBI's taxonomy places the organism in Eukaryota, Viridiplantae, Streptophyta, Zygnematophyceae, Desmidiales, Closteriaceae. The record is from the annotation of a GenBank genome assembly.
AUGACCGCAUUUUCGUGCCUCCCCGCCUUCCCCCGCCACUCCGCCUAUACAUUCUCCGCCGUUCCCUCCUUUCUCCACCUCUCUUCCCCGUCCCCCCCUUUCCACCCGCUCAUUCCCUUGCUCCCUCCCGCCCCUCAAACCCUAAAAGUUAAACCUACUUUAUUCUGCUCCUUCCUUUCCCUUCCCCUUUUCUCGCUCGCCUCCCUCGCGCCUGAGCUCCGCAACCAUGAAGAACGCGUUCUCGGCUCCCCGAUUUUGCACUCAGCCGUCCUCAACAUUGCCAACCCCACCACGGGGUGCCAGAAGAAGGUCGAAAUCGAUGACGAUCUCAAGCUGCGUGCGUUCUUCGACAAGAGAAUCUCUCAGGAGGUCAGCGGCGACACCCUCGGCGAUGAGUUCAAGGGGUACGUGUUCAAGAUCAAGGGAGGGUGCGACAAGGAGGGUUUCCCCAUGAAGCAAGGUGUUCUCACACCCGGCCGCGUUCAAAUCCUCAUGCACAGGGGCGUGCCCUGCUUCCGCGGCCACGGCCGGCGCAACGGGGAGCGGCGCAGAAAGUCGGUGCGCGGGUGCAUCGUCAGCCAGGACCUCUCCGUGCUGAACCUGGUCAUCGUCAAGCAGGGCGACAACCACCUCCCCGGCCUUACUGACACUGAGAAGCCGCGUAUGCGCGGGCCCAAGAGGGCGUCCAAGAUCCGAAAGCUGUUCGCUCUGAGCAAGGAGGACGAUGUGACCAAGUAUGUCAACACGUACCGCCGCAAGUACACCACCGCCAAGGGCAAGAAGAAGAGCAAGGGCCCCAACAUUCAGCGGCUGGUGACCCCCCUGAAGCUGCAGCGCAAGCGCGCGCGCCUCUCAGAGAAGAAGCAGCGCGUGGCCAAGGCCAAGUCCGCCGCCGCCGACUACCAGAAGCUGCUGGCGCUGCGCAUCAAGGAGCAGAGGGAGAGGCGGUCGGAGUCCCUGGCAAAGAAGAGGCAGUCCCGGGCGUCGCAGGCCAAGCCGGCUACCGCCCCUGCCGCUAAGGAGUAG